Molecule: messenger RNA, 9227 nt
Organism: Myxocyprinus asiaticus (Chinese sucker)
Lineage: Eukaryota; Metazoa; Chordata; Actinopteri; Cypriniformes; Catostomidae
Product: histone-lysine N-methyltransferase, H3 lysine-36 specific-like
Exons: 24
Coding region: 772-7110 (2112 amino acids)
Biological process (GO): regulation of DNA-templated transcription
Cellular component (GO): chromatin; nucleus
Molecular function (GO): protein binding; histone H3K36 methyltransferase activity
Source: RefSeq, a predicted model, not a curated record
GUGACUUCAUGGCUUGGUCGGCUACCUAGCGCGAGCAGUCUCUCUAAAAUGGUGGAAGUUACGCCUUUGUUAGGACAAGGAAACAAAUGGCGUGAGGGUUAAAAACAAACGCUCUCUGUCGUGUCGUUUAAUGCACGCAACAACACACCAUGCGCCCACUGUUACUGUAUGCACGAUGCAUUUGGGACAAACUUGCGCGAGCGUUUGCAUGCACUUCGCUCACAUACAUACAGCGCGCGAGAUGUACCUGGGAAAUGGGGAGUCGGGUUAAGUGGACGUGAAUCUAUACAGACUGGGGGUUGGGUGUGCUGUGCCGAUUGGUCGCUUUCACCAGCACAGAGACACACGCACACAGGCAGGCAGUCAGAUCAGGGCUUGUUUUAACACACAUACACACUCAUACACAUACACACACACGCGCAAGGGCACUCUGCAAGCGGGGCAAACAAUCAUGUAUUUCAAUUGAAAUCGUGGCCGCUGAGAAACGUGCUUUCGAUGCAUUGACGGGGGCACGAGGUAGAUGCUUCGGUGGAGAGUGACAGCCGUCCCGGUUCAUUCUCGUUCAUGUAUUAGUCUCUGUUUUCUUAUGUUGGCGAGUGGAGAGGGAGAGAGAAAUGUGUGCCGAGGCCGGGCCUACUGGUGCAAAUGCUGCUGGGAUUGUGCAGAUGCGCUUUCACAAAUUGACCAAAAGUAAAGCUACAUGCUCGAACUUGAAGGGCUUUCCGGUGGUUUUGUCGUGACCGAGACGUAAAUGGAUGGAGCCAUGACAGCAUGAAUCACUCAUACAAAGUGGCUGCUGGCAAGGAUGGCACAGAAUGUCGUGGCCACCCACAGGAGUCCAAGGCAAUUGAUAGCCGCAUCAGCUCCUGUGGACACCAGAGCACGAAAAGACAGGGGGACCAGGGGUCUGGCAUGCAUUUCAAACUCUCUGCAUCCUCAUUUUCGUACGAUCAGAGAGAAUCCACCUCCACCUACAGCCCGCUGAGAAAACUUCAGGAUCUGACCAGCAUGGUUAAUCGUGCUGAUGUGAGUUUGCAGGAUAAGGACUUCCACGGGCGGAAUAAAUUGCUAAUGCACAAUCCCAUUGACGGCAGUGAGUUCGGAAUAGGCCUCUACCGCACGCCCAAUUCCCAAGGAAACACUGACAGGACUGCUGUUCACGAUCUGGACAAAAAUGGUUUCUCACCUGUGAGCUCAGACAGCUUGGAACACUUUCCAUCCAUCCCAAAUGGAUUUUUGCAUUUCGAGUCAACGCUGUUUGACAGCGGGGACAGCAAGGAUGAUGAUGAUAGGGGAGAUGGAGUUGCACCAUUUAAAGAAUCGUCAAAGCAUUGCCAGAAACGAGAUCUGGCAAAUACAAAGGUCCUGAGCAGGCUGGACCUAAGUACAAACAAACAUGGAAGUUGUAAACUUGUUGCUAAAAAUAUGGUGAAGUCUGACCCUCCUGCUAGUCCCUCACAUUUGCCUGUUGAAGUCAUGAUGGAAGAUUUUGAUAGUAUGGAUGAUUAUUCAGACAGUGACUGCGAUCUGCCCAGCACUGGGAAUUAUGCUUCAAUAUUUAACUCUGGACUCUCUAAAAAAACAAGUUCACCCAGUGACUCCCAUUCAAAUACUUCCAACAGCCCAAAGAAGAAGCAGCUCCCUGGUAUAAAAUACUCUGUUGGAGAUGUUGUAUGGGCCAAAUUCAACCGUAGACCCUGGUGGCCCUGUCAAGUAACAACUGAUCCACAGAUUGAAGUCCACACCAAAAUGAAAGAUCCCAGUCGUCGGCCAUGCCGCCUUUAUUAUGUCAGGAUGUUUGGGGAGAUCAUAGACCAAGCAUGGGUCCCAGCAAAAGCCACUUUUCCUUUUGUAGGAGGUCAUGAAUUUAACAAACUCCCUGUACUGAGACGGAGAGGAAGACAAAAGGAUAAAGAUUAUAAAUACACGGUUCCUAAACGUCUAAUGCCAACAUGGAAAGCUAGUGUCUCGGAGGCAGAAGCAGCAUUGUCCAAACGGUUAAAUAGUGACCCUCCAUUGACUUUCACUCGGGAUGUACACACACCUAUUUCAGAAGACAAGGCACCUAAAAGUCCCUCUUGCUCAAGGUCUGUUACACUAUCCACAACAUCAAGCUCACUUUUGUCCAAUGGACUGGAUCCAUCCAUCAAGAGCAUAAACAAACCCAGCACUAGAAGCAAAAAGAAGCCUACUACUAGGAAGAAUAGCUCAACUGUAAACACUCCUGUAAAAACGAACAACAGCUCUUUCUCAAAAUUAUUGUCGAACCCUUUAUCAGACAGCUACAAACCUUCUAAAGUGGUUGAAAAGCACAAACUCGACCCCGUAGAUAGUCCGUAUUCAGAUAUUGACUCUGUACCAAGGAUUCUGUGCCCCAAACGUUCAGAGGAAUCACCGCAAAAAGAGGUGGUGAAAGAAUCAAGCACUAAACCCAAGAAAGAACAGCCAAGUAAAAAGACAAAAAAAGCCAGCUCGGACAAGACACUGAUAAGGGCAGGGUCUGGUUCAAAAUGCACAACAAACAGCAAGCUAAAGAAGUCAACGCCAAAAGACAAAAUGCUGACGGCUACAAACUCUAGACAGAAGGGUAGCAGAUCCCCAGAGUCGUCUGAUGGGUCUUUUGCCAUGCACUCGAUCUAUCUGCCUGCCAGCAGUGGCUUAAUGUCUAGAGCACUUGCCGCCAAUGAAGAAACUGAAGAGAAAGCCAUUGAACACUUAAGUCAGGAGCCAAAGUCUCCAUCAACAUGUGCUGGGGAUGACCACUUUCACAAGUGUACAUCCCCAAAUGACCAUCCAGAGUUCUCAAAUCAGCAUUGGCAGGUCAAAACGGACACCACAGAAGAUUCCACAGACACAUCAUCCCCGAACACACCACCAAACCCAACUCUUCUUAAAUUUACGAGAAUCCGAACUAAGAAAAAUGGCAUUCAGAAUGGACCUCGAAUUAAAGGCAAAUUUAGAGGUCCUAAGUCAGAGGUCACUGAACCCCCAAUCAAUUCUGUUAAAAUCAAAAACGAGAAUGUAUUCUCUGACAUAUCAUCUUCGUCCACCCCAUCACCCGCGACCUCUCCCAUGGAUGCUUUCCAAGAUAUGAAGGAGCUUUCUUUCAGGUCUCUUGUCAAAGAGGAAUGCAGCUCAGGAGAGCCUUCCCUCCGUGCAGAUGCGAAUUACAAAUUCAGCACUUUCCUAAUGCUCCUCAAGGACAUUCAUGACAGCCGAGAGAAGGAUGGGAAACCUUUAACCCUCCCUCCUGCCUCUCCAUCAUCUCUCAUCAGGGAAGAACCUUCUCUCAUACCCUCAGGAGAGGACACAUCUACUGAUGUGCUUUGUGAAAAGGAAUGGACAACAGUUGUGGAUCAGAAUAGUCAGCAGGGAAAGAUGUCAACACCUAACAGCAGCUCUAAACAGAGCAAGGCCAAGCCGAAAUCGGCAGUGAAAAAGGAGACACAAAAACAUGGAGGAAACAAUUUACACUCUCCACUGAAGAAGGAGAACUCAUCAGGAGGUUUUGAUGCACUUGAAAAGGGGGUGCCCCUAUUAGGGGAACUCUCUAACUCUUGCCUUGAUGCUGUUCCUGAUGUCUGUGGCAAGGGCACCGUCUCCAAGGUCGCUCCUAAAAAGCGAUGGCAAACAUUUGAAUCUGACAUAGUGAAAAGCACCAAGCCGAAGAACGAUCUGCAUGGUCUGAAUCAGGAUGUAGUUAAUGUGUCCACAGAGGUAAAUGGAGUCUUCAAAGAUAGUGUUCAAGAAACUCCACAUUCUGACAUCCCAGAUAAAAAAGAUGGUUCAGAAAACAAAAGACUUCGAAAACCAAGUAAGAGACUGAUUGAAUGCAGUGAAGAAUAUGAACAGAUAAUUACUUUAAAAAAGAAAACAAAGAAAACCCCAGAGGCCUCAAAAACGAAGGAAUCUUGGAUUGCUAACACUAACUCUGCACAGACACCAUCAGAACAGAUUGCACCUGAUGCUUUAAGUUUACCACCUGAAAAACCAUCCGAGCAGUGCACACCAGAAGAGCAGAAACAACCACCAGAUGGUCUUGUCCCAACUUCAACACUAUUAUCAGCAUCCUGCGGAGUGUCCUCGCUGAACACAGAGUCAUGUGAAAAGAAACCUGAGAGAAGAAGGCCACGUAAGACUGCACACAAAGUUAUAGACUGCUCUUUUGAGGAGGACUCUGUAAAGAUCCCAAAGAAAAGGGAUAGUAACCCACAAGGUAGCAGCCCAGAAGAAUCGUUUAUCAAAGAUUUACAGAAUCAGGAAGUGCCUGAACCUACUCCAUCAACUCCGUUUGCUGUAUCAGUGGAAGUGCAAAAUGAAGGUGAAACAAGAACAUCAUCCCCAAUCCAACAUGACACACCCACUGUCUGUGAGACGCAGCUGGAAGUAGAACAGUGCAGCCCAUCAAAACACAUAGCAAAGGAGCCACUCACCAACGGCGAGGAGUCCCUAAACUCUGAGGUUUUUGGUGCAGGAUUCAAUGACUCCUUAUCAAGUGACUCAGGAUGGUCAACCAAUAGAAAAUCAGGGGAGAGGGGCGGAGGUGCAUCUUUGAAGGAGAAUGUCUGCCAGGUAUGCGAGAAGACUGGUGAGCUGCUCCUUUGUGAAGGGCAGUGCUGUGGUGCCUUCCAUCUGCAGUGUAUCGGCCUCAUUGAGACACCUAAAGGCCGCUUUAUCUGUCAAGAGUGCAAGACAGGUGUGCACACAUGUUUUGUGUGUAACAAGCCUGAUAAGGAGGUCAGAAGGUGUAUGAUUCCUGUAUGUGGGAAGUUUUAUCACAUGGAGUGCAUUAUGAAACAUUCCCCCACAGUUGCUCAGAACCGCGGGUUUCGCUGCUCCCUGCACGUCUGUCUGGCCUGCUACAUCACCAACCCCGCCAACCCGAGCAUCUCCAAAGGCCGUCUGACCCGCUGUGUGCGUUGUCCUGUGGCCUACCACGCCAAUGACUACUGUAUGGCUGCUGGCAGCAUCCCAUUGGCUAAUAACAGCUUUGUGUGCCCUAACCAUUUCGCUCCACGCAAAGGAUGUAAAAACCACGAGCACAUUAACGUCAGCUGGUGUUUUGUGUGUUCUGAAGGAGGAAGUCUUCUCUGCUGUGAAUCCUGUCCUGCUGCCUUUCACCGCGAGUGUCUGAACAUCGACAUGCCCCAGGGCAGCUGGUUCUGUAACGACUGUCGAGCUGGAAAGAAACCCCACUACAAGGACAUUCUUUGGGUGAAAGUGGGCCGCUACAGGUGGUGGCCCGCUGAAGUGACUCAACCAAAGAGCGUUCCUGAGAAAAUCUUCCGCAUGAAGCAUGAGGUGGGGGAGUUCCCUGUGCACUUCUUUGGCUCUAAAGACUACGUGUGGACGUACCAGGCCCGCUGUUUCCCAUAUAUGGAGGGGGACUCCAACAAUAAGGAAAAAAUGGGAAAGGGUGCAGAUGCCAUAUACAAGAAAGCUUUAAAUGAAGCAGCUGACAGGUUCAGGGAACUGCAGGCUGAGAAGGAGAUGAGACAACUACAAGAGGACAGAAAGAAUGACAAGAAACCUCCUCCAUACAAACACAUCAAGGUGAACCGUCCUAUAGGGAAAGUGCAAAUCAUCACAGCAGAUCUGUCUGAGAUACCGCGCUGUAACUGUAAAGCAACAGAUGAGAACCCGUGCGGCAUUGACUCGGAGUGCAUCAAUCGCAUGCUGAUGUACGAGUGUCACCCUCAAGUGUGUCCAGCCGGGGAGCGCUGUCAGAACCAGUGCUUCACCAAACGCGAGUACACAGAGGUGGAGAUCUUCAGGACACUGUCACGAGGGUGGGGCUUACGCAGUGUGUCAGACAUCAAGAAGGGAGCGUUUGUGAAUGAAUACGUGGGGGAGGUCAUUGAUGAAGAAGAGUGUCGCUCCAGAAUCAAACACGCACAGGAAAACGACAUCUGUAACUUCUACAUGCUCACACUGGAUAAGGAUCGCAUCAUUGAUGCCGGGCCCAAGGGAAACCAAGCACGUUUUAUGAACCACAGCUGCCAGCCCAACUGCGAGACACAGAAGUGGACGGUGAAUGGAGACACUAGAGUCGGGCUGUUUGCAUUAGAGGACAUCCCGACAGGAGUGGAACUCACUUUUAAUUAUAACUUGGAGUGUCUGGGUAACGGAAAAACGGUGUGUAAAUGUGGGGCAUCUAACUGCAGUGGAUUCCUUGGUGUCAGACCAAAGAAUCAGCCCUCAUCUGACGAUAAGGCACGAAAGCUGAAGAAGAAGGCUGCAGUGAAGCGCAAGAGUCAGUUGGAGGUCACCAAGGAGAGAGAGGAUGAAUGUUUCUACUGUGGAGAUGGAGGGCAGAUUGUGUCAUGUAAGAAGCCCGGCUGCCCUAAAGUCUACCAUGCCGACUGUCUGACUCUGUCCAAGAGACCUGCAGGCCGUUGGGAGUGUCCGUGGCAUCAGUGUAAUGAAUGCGGAAGGGAGGCUGCAUCCUACUGCGAGAUGUGUCCGAACUCUUACUGCAAACAGCACCGUGACGGCAUGCUCUUUAUCUCCAAACUGGACGGCAAGCUCUCCUGCAGCGAGCACGACCCCUGCGGCCCCGAUCCUCUGGAACCAGGUGAGAUUCGCGAAUACAUGCCCAGUACGCCCAUCUUACACCCACCGGCCAAUGUGGCAGGCCUUUCCACAGUCAGGAUACCCCAACCAGCCCUGCCACCUGCUGCUCCGCUCUUCAUCCCUGCCCCUAACAGACCCACCUACACAGUCCAAACAGAACCGUAUGCAGACGAGGUGCUGGACAACCUGCUCUUGCCGUCCUCCUCCUCUUGUGAAAACAUAAAAGAGGAGGAUAUGAGUGAUGAAGGGGAGGUGGUGGAAGGGUUGAUAGAAGAUGAAGGAGAAGACGAAGGGUUGGAGGUGGUGGAUGAUGAUGUUGAUGAUGAUGAUGAUGAUGAUGAUGAUGAUGAAGAAAUGGACUGGAAUGGAGGACUGGGCUUGGAGGACGAGGAGGAAGAGGAGGUGGACAGAGGGGGCUUUGAGGAUGACUGGGCAGAUGAAUGUGAGGAUGAGGACUUAGAUGACACUGAGGACUUGGUGGAAGUGGAAGAGGAAGACCAGGAAUCAUGGGAUGAGGUCAUUGAAGGAGAAAAGUGACAUUUUGCAUCUCCAUCUUGCACACAAAAUUUCUCUUUACAGGGAGAAUAUACUGGUGCUCAUCCAGUUGGUGCCCGUGCUGAAUGCAAAGCAACUUUUGACAGCAAAGAACAUGUGCGAUAUUCUUAAGUUCAUAUUGGAAUCAGCUUGCCUUCUCAACCCAAGUCCUCUUUGAAAAGUGCAUAAAGGGGGUUAGACCUGGUGCUGUGGGACUGUGACCACUCAGUCCUUUCGUUGGUAUAUAGUGUCUGGUGCUCUUUUGUGCUUUUUUUGUUUGUUUGUUUUCCUCCAACUGUUUACAUUCUCUAAUCCAAACAGAAUGGAUGAUCUUAAGUAAGGCAGAAAUGGGGCAGCAUCAUGCCACCAACCACACUGCACUGUCUUAAAGACAUAGUUCACCCAAAAAUGAAAAUUCUCUCAUCAUUUACUCACACUCAUUCCAUCCCAGAUGUGUAUGACUUUCUUUCUUCUGAAGAACACAAAUGAAGAUUUUUAGAAGAAUAUUUCAGCUCUGUAGGUCCAUACAAUGCAAGUGGUGACCAGAACUUUGAAGCACAAAAAAGCACAUAAAGGCAGCAUAAAAGUAAUACGACUCCAGUGUUUAAAUCCAUGUCUUAUGAUAGGUGUGGGUGAAAAACAGAUCAAUAUUUGUCUUUUUUUAAAUUUUUAUUUUACAAUAAAUCUGCACUUUCACAUUCUUCUUUUGUUUUUGAUCAAUUGCUUUGUGCAUAUCGCCACCUAUUGGGCAGGGAGGAGAAUUUAUAGUAAAAAGGAUUUAAAUAUUGAUCUGUUUCUCACCCACACCCAUCAUAUCGCUUCUGAAGACAUGGAUUUAACCACUGGAGUUGUAUGGAUUACUUUUGUGCUGCCUUUAUGUGCUUUUAGGAGCUUUAGAGAUUUGGAAUCUGUUGAAUUGCAUUGUGUGGACCUACAGAGCUGAAAUAUUUUCCUAAAAAUCUUUGUUUUGUGGAAAGAAAGUCAUACACAUUUGGGAUGGCAUGAGGGCGAUUAAAUAAUGAGAGAAUUUUCAUUUUGGGGUGAACUAUUUCUUUAAGAAGCAAGACAACGCACAGAUAUUGAUCAUGCUUAUGGUUUACCCAGCAAUUUAUUUAAAAGUAUGUCCAAUAAUUUCUUGUAAAAGAAGAAAGGAUCAAAGCAAAGCAGUUAAAAACUAACCUGGUCUUCUCACUUUAUGGGGUAUAAAGCUCAUGAUUAAAGGAAUAGUUCAACCAGAAUCUUCAUGUAUGCUGUUUUUGCCCCGUGGAGCAUAAAAGGAGAAAUUUAAAAGAUUGUACACAUUCCUUUUACCAUAUAAUGACUCAUGCACUACAUUUCAAGUCUUCUGAAGUUAUACGAUAGCUUUGUGCGAGAAAAUUGACUUACAGCACAUAAGUUGUGUGGACUGCUUUUACGGUGUUUAACCUUUUUCUUGCUUGACAGUCAUGGUCACUAUGAACUGUUGUAUGGACAAGAUGAGUGUGUACAUUCUUCAAAAUUUAUUUUGUGCGCCACUGAAAAAAGCAACAGCAGAUGAGUUUAGAACAACAUGAGUAAAUAAUGACAACAUUUUCUGUUUUGGGUGAACCAUUCCUUUCAAGUGACUCAGUAGCCACAAAAUAUGACUUUAAAUUCUUCAAGGGACCUCGUCCCGUUACUUGAAAUGAUUAUUCUCUGUACUCUUCAGAUCAGCACUCCUCAGUGGAUACACGAGAGAUGGCUGAUGGAGAAUAUUCAGACGGGUUUUGGUGUACAUCUACAGAGUGUACUUUUGAGAGAAAAAAAAAAGACUGCUACUGUCAAAAAAAAAAAAAAAAACAAUGAAAAGAAAAUAUGGCAUUCCAAGCAGCAUUGUGCACAUUGUUACAUUUGUUUUUGUGAAACCUGUCGUUUGACUUUACAGCAACUUCUGUUAUCGUGAGUGGAGGAACAGUCAAGACUAAAGAAACCGAGUGGUUUUGGGUUUUUGUCAAUUCUAGAGGAGUGAUUGUAAUACCUGGGCGUCCUUUCAUUCUCUGUGUGGCCUUUUACUCUCGAGGCUUUUAGGAAAGAAGAGUUUGUCCUUUUUAGAUAGGCGUGAUGUUGCAUGAGGUUGUGCUUUCCUUUGUUACUGAAUAUUG